Molecule: messenger RNA, 2020 nt
Organism: Arachis stenosperma
Lineage: Eukaryota; Viridiplantae; Streptophyta; Magnoliopsida; Fabales; Fabaceae
Product: T-complex protein 1 subunit delta
Exons: 1
Coding region: 137-1741 (534 amino acids)
Biological process (GO): protein folding
Cellular component (GO): chaperonin-containing T-complex
Molecular function (GO): ATP binding; ATP hydrolysis activity; ATP-dependent protein folding chaperone
Source: RefSeq, a predicted model, not a curated record
CCCAGAAGAGUGAAGACAUAAACCCCGUUCAACAGAAGAAAAAAGAAGUCUGAAUCCCAAAUCUAGGGUUUUCACUUUUUCCCCAUUUCAUCCCUCUCACACUAGGGUUCCCACUCACUCGCUCGCUCACUCAACAAUGGCGGCAGUCACAGCCCCUCAGCAGCACCGUUCCUCCAAGACGGAGUCCUACGUCGACAACAAGCGCAAGGAGGACAUCCGACAUGCUAACAUUGUCGCUGCACGCGCCGUCGCCAAUGCCGUCAGGACCUCCCUUGGCCCCAAAGGCAUGGACAAGAUGAUCUCCACUUCCUCCGAUGAGGUCAUCAUCACCAACGACGGCGCCACCAUCCUGAACAAGAUGCAGGUCCUCCAGCCCGCCGCGAAGAUGCUUGUCGAGCUCUCCAAGUCACAGGACUCUGCCGCCGGAGACGGCACUACCACCGUCGUCGUCAUCGCCGGCGCACUCCUUGAGCAGUGUCUAAUCCUUCUCUCACACGGCAUCCACCCCACGGUCAUCUCAGAUUCCCUCCACAAGGCCUCGCUGAAGGCCCUCGACGUUCUCUCCGCCAUGGCCGUCCCCGUUGAGCUCUCUGACAAGGACUCCCUCGUCAAGUCUGCUAGCACUUCGCUAAACAGUAAGGUCGUCAGCCAGUACUCGACGCUCCUCGCCCCUCUCGCCGUCGACUCCGUGCUCUCCGUUGUAGACCCUGCCACCCCUGACAUGGUCGAUCUCCGCGACAUCAAGAUCGUCAAGAAGCUUGGCGGAACAGUCGACGAUACUGAACUUGUGAGGGGUCUCGUUUUUGACAAGAAGGUCAGCCAUGCUGCCGGUGGACCUACCCGCAUGGAGAAUGCCAAGAUUGCUGUCAUUCAGUUCCAGAUUUCGCCCCCUAAGACCGACAUUGAGCAGAGUAUAGUGGUGAGUGAUUAUUCUCAGAUGGAUAGGAUUCUGAAGGAAGAGAGGAGCUAUAUUUUGGGCAUGAUUAAGAAGAUUAAGGCCACUGGCUGUAAUGUGUUGUUAAUUCAGAAGAGUAUUCUGAGAGAUGCUGUUACUGAUUUGUCUUUGCAUUACCUUGCUAAAGCUAAGAUUUUGGUGAUUAAGGAUGUUGAGAGGGAUGACAUUGAGUUUAUUACCAAAACUUUGAAUUGCUUGCCCAUUGCCAACAUUGAGCACUUCCGUGCUGAAAAGUUGGGCCAUGCUGACCUUGUGGAGGAGGUUUCGCUUGGGGAUGGUAAGAUUGUGAAGAUUACUGGGAUUAAGGAUAUGGGGAAGACCACUACCGUGCUUGUCCGCGGGUCCAACCAGCUGGUGCUGGAUGAGGCGGACAGGAGUCUGCAUGAUGCCUUGUGUGUUGUUAGGUGUUUGGUUGCAAAGAGGUUUCUGAUUGCUGGUGGCGGUGCUCCCGAGAUUGAGCUUUCAAGGCAACUUGGUGCCUGGGCUAAGGUUUUGCAUGGGAUGGAGGGUUACUGUGUUAGAGCUUUUGCUGAGGCGCUCGAAGUCAUUCCUUAUACUUUGGCUGAGAAUGCAGGUUUGAACCCCAUUGCAAUUGUGACUGAGCUGAGGAAUCGGCACGCGCAGGGAGAGAUCAAUGCCGGAAUCAAUGUGAGGAAGGGUCAGAUUACCAACAUCUUGGAGGAGAAUGUGGUGCAGCCACUGCUGGUAAGCACGAGUGCAAUCACCUUGGCUACAGAGUGUGUGCGGAUGAUUCUGAAGAUUGAUGAUAUUGUAACUGUGAGGUAGAUUUGAGUGAAUAGUUACAGAAAUUGAGCCGUCAUCCUUUUUUUUAAAUGAUUAAAGAGUCAUCAUCUUACGCCUUUCUUUGUUUUAAUUAAAUUCCUAGUGUAUGUGCUUGCUAGUGACUUUGGUUAUGUAAUUUCAACUUGCUUUUGCUUCUAUAUCUAAAAUUUUGGAUGCCCUUGUGAAUUGUGGUGCUUUCUGGUGUCACCAACAAUAUUUUUACUUCUUGUUAUCCAUUUAGAGUCUAUUAAUAUUAAUUCAUUUCUUCUGUUGAUGUAGCAA